GUAAACACUGAGCUUUACCAUACUUCCCCCGAGCAGAAACUUACAGCUGUAUAUGCAAUAUUUUUGAAGCCAUGUAAGUAUUCGCUCUUUUGAAAAGAAUGAAACCUCGCGUUCAAGUAUUUGAAUCCAGGCAACAUUCAACUGGAAAAGUUUUUGUUCUGCCCUCAACUUUUCAAGAGUUACUGCAACAAGUGGAAUCCGAAUACCAUGCUCAUGUUAACGUCUUGUAUACAAAAGAUGGUGCAUCUAUAACUGAUAUUGAUCUUAUAAGAGAUGAUGAUCUAUUAUACGUCGCAAACAACUUGGAAAACCCAGUACCAAAUAAUUCUGGAACAGAUGAUGUAACUGUAAAUAAGAUGCAAUACAAUCAUAAAAGUUCUGAGUGGAUCACUCUAAAUGUUGGUGGUAAACUAUUCACUACUACAAGAACAACACUAGUCACACGAGAUCCCGAAAGCAUGCUGGCAAAAAUGUUCCAAUACCCAGAUAGAUGGUCAAACACAACAGAUAAGAAUGGAGCUUAUUUGUUUGAUAGAUCGCCCGAAUACUUCGAGCCACUUCUCGACUUUCUGAGGCAUGGAAAACUAAUCCUUAACCCCAACAUUAACCCUCAAGGUAUUUUGGAGGAAGCUACUUUUUAUGGACUUACAUCUGCUGCUGAAGAAGCAGAAAAACUACUUAAGGAUCAGCAGAUGCAAAUAUAUUCUGAACCAUUAACUAGAAGCAUGGUUAUCAAAGCCCUGCUAUCAUCACCUGGAAAAUGUGAACUUAGGUUUCAGGGUGUUAACUUUGCUGGAGCUGAUUUGUCGCGCCUUGAUCUGCGUUAUGUCAAUUUUAAGCUUGCCACGUUAACCAACUGUAAUUUAUCGCAAGCAAAUUUAUACUGCUGUUCACUUGAAAGAACAAAUUUAUCUGGUUCUAUUUUAGAUGGAGCAAACUUGCAAGGUGCUCGCAUGAUUUGUUGCAAUGCAGAAGGUUGUUCAAUGAAGGCUUGUAACUUUGAUGAUCCAUCUGGUAUCAAAGCCAACAUGGAAGGUGCAAAUAUGAAGGGAGUUAACUUUGAGGGCAGUUUGCUUGCUGGGGCAAACUUAAGAGUGGCAACUCUGAAAAAUUCAAAUCUCAAAAAUUGUGAUUUACGAGGUGCAAUAUUAGCUGGGACUGACUUGGAGGAUUGUGAUUUAUCCGGCUGUGAUUUAUUUGAGGCAAACUUACGUGGCUGUAAUGUGAAGGGAACAAAGUUUGAAGAGAUGAUAACCCCGCUACAUAUGACACAGAGUGUACCGUGAUUCCUUUCUGUUUAUUUAUCGCCGCUUAUUCUUCUACGCAAUGAGUUGCAUUCUUUCUGGUUUUUCUUACAAUGUACUUCCAACAGUUUACUGUAUGUGCUGCACUGUUCUGUCGUUUUAAUUGUGAUCAUAUAUCUUUAACAUUUACUUGCAUCUACAUGCUAAACUUUCCAACACAAUGUUCAUUCCAGUUAUAUUCCUAUUCAGUUAAUUAUUUUAUUAGUAAUAUUGUACUGUGGGGUAAGACGGGACACCUUUAGCAUAUAAUAUCAAAAUAUCGUGAUCGUGUUUUAAACAAUAAACAACGGUCCAUGUCAGUCGCUAGGAUACGGUUUUGUAAUUCUUCGAAUGUUCUUUGUUUUCAACAAAUUGGGAGUAGAAAAUAGAAUGAAAAAGUGUCUCAUCUUUUCCCACCCUAUUAUAUAGCUUUCCCUUAUAAGAUUACAAGUAUAUAUUAUACACCCUGAAGG
Molecule: messenger RNA, 1756 nt
Organism: Ciona intestinalis (vase tunicate)
Lineage: Eukaryota; Metazoa; Chordata; Ascidiacea; Phlebobranchia; Cionidae
Source: RefSeq, a predicted model, not a curated record